Molecule: messenger RNA, 1834 nt
Organism: Podarcis raffonei (Aeolian wall lizard)
Lineage: Eukaryota; Metazoa; Chordata; Lepidosauria; Squamata; Lacertidae
Gene: GPR171
Product: G protein-coupled receptor 171
Exons: 2
Coding region: 159-1124 (321 amino acids)
Biological process (GO): G protein-coupled receptor signaling pathway
Cellular component (GO): membrane
Molecular function (GO): G protein-coupled purinergic nucleotide receptor activity
Source: RefSeq, a predicted model, not a curated record
CAAAAGGAAAAGUAGCUGGCCACAAGGCAAAAAGCAGGUCGCCUGACAAUACUAAACAGGACAUUUAACAAACUUCUUCAAUGCUUUUUGGACUAUAAAACAGGUUUUGUCUCUCAGAAAAGGUGCACAUACUUUGCCUCUCCUGUGAAGCAUUUAAGAUGCGCAUAACCAAUUCCUCAGGUUGCAAUGUUUAUUCUGCAAUGGAGCCAUUUCCUUAUUUUUAUUACUUGAUAUUUCUUAUUGGGUUCAUUGGGAGCUGCUUUGCCCUGUGGACCUUCCUGAAGGCAGAGCAACAUCGCAAAUGCAUGAGCGUCUACUUAAUUAACCUGCUAACAGCAGACUUUUUGCUAACCCUUGCCUUGCCGGUGAAAAUCGCAGUUGAUUUAGGAGUUGCUCCCUGGAAACUGAAAAUAUUCCACUGCCAAGUCACAGCUUGCCUCAUCUAUAUCAACAUGUACUUAUCCAUCAUAUUCUUGGGAUUUGUAAGCAUGGACCGUUGCCUUCAAUUAAUACACAGCUGCAAGAUCUAUCGCAUCCAGGAGCCUGGCUUUGCUAAGAUGAUAUCAGCAGUAGUCUGGGCAAUGGUUCUAUUUAUCAUGGUGCCAAACAUGGCAAUUCCAAUCAAAGAAAUCAAAGAAACGGCCAAUGUGGGCUGCAUUGAUUUCAAAACGACGGUGGGAAGAGAUUGGCAUGUUUUCACUAAUUUCAUUUGUUCUGCCAUAUUUCUCAAUUUUUCCGCCAUAGUGCUUAUUUCUAACUUCCUUGUGAUCAGAUUACUCUAUCGAAACAGAUACAACGUGAGCUACGACAAUGUGAAGAAAGCUCUGGUGAACAUACUCUUAGUCACUGCAAGCUACAUAAUAUGCUUUGUUCCUUACCAUAUUGUCCGGAUCCCGUAUACUCUGAGUCAAAGCAAAGCUAUAACCACAGACUGCUCUCUCAGGCGAACGCUCUUCAAAGCCAAAGAAUCCACCCUGCUACUUGGUGUGUCAAAUCUCUGUUUUGACCCAAUUCUGUAUUUUUACCUUUCAAAGACAUUUCGACUGAACGUGACAAAGGCUUUCGGGUCGCGUAAAGAAAAUAAUACUCCCCCAGAAAAUGCAUUAACAGAGACAGCACUUUGAUGUUUCAGUUGAGACUGCAGACCAUUCUAGACAAUUUAUUGCUCAUUAAAAAUGCAUUGACCCCGCCCCCACCCCAGCUAGAGCACACAAUCUCUCCAUCUUUCCUUCAGGUAGAGCUUCAGUUGCAAGGGCACUGCAUUUUCUGAGAAAUUGCUAAGGGAAAGAAGCAAUAGGCCCACCCCAAGAUACAAUAUUCAUUGCUAGUAGCUAUUGCUCUGUAGAAUUUGGUUGCACAAUGUGUCACAAGCAGUUGUCACAUUUUGUUUCUGAAGGGUGAAAUACAAUGAUAGUCACACUCAGAUUAGUCAUUGAUUUCAAUAGUCUACUCUGUGUAUGACUUGGAUGGGUAUUACUCAAAGUGCCCCGUGGCAAAUGGUUUAGCUGAGAUUCCUGCAUUGCAGAGGGAUGAACGAGGUGACCCUCAGGAUCCCUUCCAACUCAACAAUUCUAUGAAUUCUCCCCCUGCAUACCUGUAAUUUGACAUUCAGAUAUCUUGAAGUGGCAUGACUGAAUACUUUGUGAGCCUUUUUUAAGAUGGUUGCUUUCAUAACACUGACAUUUAGAGUUAUGUAUAUAAGAAGCAUGUAAUUCAUCUAAGGGAGUACACACAGUGGGUUUGGUUUAGAUGUAACAAUAAAAAAUGGUGUCACAGGAACAAGCCCCAUGCUUAUGCUUCUAUUUUCAUGUUAAUCUGCUUGAAGACUAUGAUA